This is a messenger RNA of Vigna angularis (adzuki bean), 3495 nucleotides long. RefSeq names its product protein NRT1/ PTR FAMILY 5.7. Gene Ontology annotation, biological process: transmembrane transport. Gene Ontology annotation, cellular component: membrane. Gene Ontology annotation, molecular function: transmembrane transporter activity. The record is from RefSeq and is a predicted model, not a curated record. Lineage: Eukaryota; Viridiplantae; Streptophyta; Magnoliopsida; Fabales; Fabaceae.
CCAAAACAUAGUGUUUCUUUACUUUUGAGGACAAACACACACUUCUCUCCCCAUAAAAAAAAUCCUCUCAAUAAAGAUGGAGCAAGAAAUGGAGAAGGGAAAGGAAAGUGAAGAAAAAUGGGUGCAUGAUACUUCUGUGGACUAUAAAGGAAGAGUUCCUCUCCGUGCUUCCACUGGUGUAUGGAAAGCCUCCCUCUUUGUCCUCGCAAUUGAAUUUAGUGAAAGGUUGAGCUACUUUGGAAUAGCCAACAAUCUCAUCUCGUACCUUACAAAAGUGAUGCAUGAAGACCUCAAAACUGCAGCCAAGAAUGUAAACUACUGGUCAGGAACGACAACUCUAAUGCCUCUGGUUGGGGGAUUUAUCGCUGAUGCUUACACUGGUCGAUUUUAUAUGGUUCUGUUCUCCGCUUUUGUAUACCUCAUGGGAUUAAGCCUGUUGACGAUGUCUCAAUUCAUCCCAAGUAUAAAGGCUUGCAACACUAGUAUAUGCCAACAACCAAGGAAGGUUCAUGAAGUGAUUUUCUACCUUUCCCUUUACUGUAUCGCCUUAGGCACAGGAGGAUACAAGCCAUGCUUGGAAAGCUUUGGAGCUGACCAAUUUGAUGAUGAUCACUUGGAAGAAAGGAAGCAGAAGAUGUCUUUCUUCAACUGGUGGUUCUUUGGACUGUGCUUUGCAUUGCUACUUGGUGCAACAGUGAUUGUUUAUGUUCAAGACUUUGUCAGCUGGGGAGUUGCUUGCCUAGCCAUUGCUAUUAUUAUGGCUAUCACUAUCAUAGCUUUCUGUGUGGGAAAAUCAUUUUACAGGUACAGAAGGCCAGAAGGAAACCCUUUAACACCAAUUUUACAAGUCUUAAUUGCAGCAGUAAGGAAAAGAAAUUUGUCUUGCCCUUCAAAUCCUGCUUUAUUGUAUGAGGUCCCAGAGUCAGAAAGGUCCCAAGGAAGGCUUCUAAAACACACUAGCAGGCUCAGGUUUCUUGACAAGGCUGCAAUAAUUGAAGAGAAAAAUGGUGAGCGGAAGGAGAGUCCGUGGAGAUUAGUAACAGUGACAAAAGUCGAAGAAACAAAACUCGUUCUAAAUUUAGUUCCCAUAUGGUUAACAUCAUUGACAGUUGGAGUAUGUGUGGCUCAAGGCACAACAUUGUUUGUGAAACAAGCAGCUGUUACUAACCUAAAGAUAAGUAAGAACUUCAAAAUCCCAGCAGCUUCCAUGGCCUCUGUUUCAGCGGUCGGCACCAUAGUUGCUGUCCCAAUAUAUGAUAGGAUUAUCGUUCCAAUUCUGAGGAAAGUGACUGGUAACGAAAGAGGCAUCAGCAUCCUUAAGAGGAUCAGCAUCGGCAUGACAUUAUCUGUUAUGCUCAUGGUUGUUGCAGCCUUAGUAGAAGCAAAGAGACUAAGAAUGUCUACUAAGCACCAUACAAUGAGCGUUUUUUGGUUGAUACCCCAAUACUUAAUCCUUGGGGUUGGAGAUUCAUUUUGCCUAGUGGGUUUGCAAGAGUACUUCUAUGAGGAAGUUCCUGACUCAAUGAGAAGCUUAGGAAUGGCUUUGUAUCUGAGUGUGCUUGGAGUAGGAUUCUUCUUAAGCAGUUUUCUAAUAAUCAUGGUGGACCAUCUGACAGGGAAGAAUGGUAAGAGUUGGAUAGGGAAGGACAUAAAUUCAAGUCGUCUAGAUAGGUUUUAUUGGAUGUUGGCUAUCAUAAACGCUUUUGUUUUUGAAGAUGAGAAAUGGGUGCAUGAUGCAUCUGUGGAUUAUAAGAACAGAGUUCCUCUACGUUCUUCCACCGGUGCAUGGAAAGCUGCUCUUUUUGUCCUCAUAAUUGAGUUUAGUGAAAGGAUGUGCUACUUUGGGAUAUCCAACAAUCUUAUCAUGUACUUGACCCAAGUGAUGCAUGAAGACCUAAAAACAGCGACCAAGAACGUAAACUACUGGUUAGGAGCAACAACAUUGAUGCCUCUGAUUGGGGGAUUUGUUUCAGAUGCCUACACAGGUCGAUUUCAUAUGAUUAUCUUUUCUUCCCUCGUAUACCUCAAGGGAAUAAGCCUGCUGACUAUGUCUCAACUCAUUCCAAGUCUAAAACCAUGCAACAAUGAGAUAUGUGAUCGAACAAGGAAGGUUCAUGAAGUGGUUUUCUUCCUAGCCCUUUACUGCAUCGCCUUGGCUACUGGAGGAUUCAGACCGUCCUUACAAAGCUUUGGUGCUGAUCAAUUUGAUGACGAUCACCUUGAAGAACGAAAGAAGAAGAUGUCUUUCUUUAACUGGUGGUCUUUUACACUGUGCUCUGGAAUGGUGUUUGGGGUAACAAUGGUUGCCUAUGUUCAGGACUUUGUUAGCUGGGGAGUUGCUUUUCUCAUUCUCACUAUCUGUAUGGCUUUAACUAUCAUUGUUUUCUAUAUGGGGACGCCUUUUUAUAGGUACAGGAGGACAGAAGGAAACCCUUUAAUGCAAAUUCUUCAGGUCCUUACUGCAGCUAUUAGGAAAAGGAAUUUGAUUUGUCCUCUAAAUCCUGCUUUAUUGCAUGAAAUCCCAAAGUCGGAGAAUUCCCUUGAAGAUACAGAGGAGAAAGAGAAUCCAUGGAGAUUAGCAACAGUGACAAGAGUGGAGGAGACAAAGCUUAUUGUGAAUGUUGUUCCCAUAUGGUUAACUACAUUAAUAAUAGGUGUAUGCAUAGCUCAGAGCCAGACACUGUUUGUCAAACAAGCAGCUGCUAUGAACUUAAAUAUAGGUCACAAUUUCAAAAUCCCAGCAGCUUCCAUGGUGUCUGUUACCGCUAUUUGCACUAUGAUAUCUGUCCCAACAUAUGAUAAGAUUAUUGUGCCAGUUCUGAGGAAAGUCACAGGUAACGAAAGAGGCAUCAGCAUCCUAAGGAGGAUUGGCAUAGGCUUAACAUUGUUACUCAUAAUCAUGGUUGUUGCUGCCUUGGUAGAAAGAAAGAGAUUAAGAAUGGUUGGACAUGAAGUUGUGACAGAAGGGGGAAGAAAGCAUGAGACUAUGAGUGUGUUGUGGUUGGUACCCCAAUACUUGAUGAUUGGAAUUGGAGGAGAUACACUUUCGAUAGUUGGUUUACAAGAGUAUUUCUACGACCAAGUUCCUGACUCGAUGAGAAGCUUGGGAAUAGCUUUAUAUCUGAGUGUGUUUGGAGUAGGAUACUUCUUAAGCAGCUUUCUGAUAAUAAUUGUGGACAAUGUAACGGGGAAGAAUGGCAAAAGUUGGAUUGCAAAGGAUAUAAAUUCAAGCCGUCUAGAUUUGUUUUAUUGGUUGUUGGCCAUCAUAAAUGCUCUAAAUUUGUGUCUCUUUAUAUUUUUGGCAAAAAGGUAUACUUAUAAGACUGUGCAGAGGAAAAAGGAAAUUGAUGGUAACAGUGAUGUGGUGGAGAUAAUGGCAUCUUAAGAGCACCCAGAUGCUCUAUUUUCUACUAAAACUUAUAAGAUUAUGUAAUAUGGUAUUCCCUUGGUAUAUGUAUCUGAACUUUGAUGUAUUGCUCAAUAUUUAUUGUUCAA